Periophthalmus magnuspinnatus is the source of this 2154-nucleotide messenger RNA. RefSeq names its product sterile alpha motif domain containing 10b (gene samd10b). Gene Ontology annotation, molecular function: protein binding. The record is from RefSeq and is a predicted model, not a curated record. Gene Ontology annotation, cellular component: cytoplasmic side of plasma membrane. Gene Ontology annotation, biological process: cell surface receptor protein tyrosine kinase signaling pathway. Bases 248 to 778 code for a protein of 176 amino acids. Lineage: Eukaryota; Metazoa; Chordata; Actinopteri; Gobiiformes; Gobiidae. The transcript is spliced from 5 exons.
GGGACAACAACUGGCUCUGCGCGAGAGGAGGAGGAGGAGGACUCCGUUUGGUACAUCCUUUCUUUCUUUCUUUCUCCGCUUCUCACAGUUGCUACGCGCAGACUACACUACACUACACACUCAUAUGUAGUAAAUAAAGAAGACGAGGACGCACUGUUUGGCUCGGAACGUGAACGCUUUCCCCCGUUUUCUACAAGGAUGAUAGAGUCCUGCUGACACCACGGAGAGGUACACGCUCAGACCGGGAAUGGCUGUGGACGCGGCGUCCAGCUUCAGUUUCUGCCGUGCGUCUCUGGAGCACACAGUGUCUGCUGAAGAGCUGAGCUACCAACUGCCGCGCCGCAACGGAGGAAGUAACCUGACAUGGCAUGAUGGGCGUGGCCAGAAGGGGGCGCACACACGUACUGUUAAACUGCUGCAACAGCCAGGGACAGAGGGCAUCCAGCUGCGCCCGGGUGAGGCCUUUGCCGUGUACCACACCAGUCCUACGCUCUCCUCCCUGUCCAAACCAGUGGUGCUGUGGACACAACAAGACGUGUGCAAGUGGCUCAAGAAACACUGUCCCCACAACUACCUGACCUAUGUAGAAGCUUUCUCUCAUCACGCCAUCACAGGGCGGGCAUUGCUUCGGUUAAAUGGUGAGAAGUUGGAAAGAAUGGGGAUAGUUCAAGAGACCCUCAGACAGGAAGUCCUACAACAAGUCCUACAACUGCAAGUGCGAGAAGAAGUCCGCAACCUCCAACUCCUUAGCAGAACCUCUUUUGGAAACUUCUCAUAGCUGUGCUUAGCAGUCCUGUCCUCAUCCACAUCACAACAUAGAUCUAUGGGAGCCCGAAGACACUCAGGAGCGCGGGAGACUGGACCAGGGUUAGGACUACACCCCGACCAGUCCAGAGGAUUCUCAUUCACCUCAAACUCUUUUCAGACUCAGAGGCUGUAAUAGGUCAACAACUAUAACUAAGUCCUUUGUUAACUUUUGUUUGUUUUUGUCUGGUUGUCUUGAUAUCUAUAGUAAAUACAUUCUCCAGUGCAGUCGCAUUUACACAGUAUCAUUUUUUCAGAUAUGGAAGAACUCAACAUCUAAAUUAAGCUUCUUUUAGCAAUGAACUUCAAAUAUCGACUGGUACUUUCUAGUUACUUACAGUGCUAAUUAGGGGGUAAUUCCUGAACCAAUAAAUCCUACUUAGGAAGUAGCCUAUAGAUCAGUAAUAAGUGUUUUUACAAAUUGAAAAUUCUCAUCAAACUGGAUGCAGUAGACUUUGACUGGUUCUAUUGGCCUAAUUAAACCCAAUAUACCCGAUAUAUAACCCAAUAUACACUGUAAAUCUGUAAAGACUGUAACUGUAGAUUUUAGAGAGAUAUUCAAAAUGAAUGACUAUACUUGAUGUAGCAAUAGCUCUUAUGUAAAAGGCUAAACUUGGUAUUUUAUACUCUAAUUCUAUGGUAGAAUGGGUUAGUGACAUAAGUAAAUGGAAGCACAGUGCUAUGUUCAAUCAGAUUUGUCAAUUAAUGCAUGUCAUAUUUAUAACAAAACAUGCUGCUUUAAUAUUUUUUUCUAUUUUUUUUAAUGUUUAGCCUAAAUUAGACUUUCAGGGGGAACCCCUGACCCAAGACACAGUAUACUUGUAGAAGUAGAAACACACCAUAAUAAACUUUAUAACGGGCACAUUUCAUCCUGUAUUUGGCUGAAGAUCUGUAGAGGUUGAUAGCCUCACAAUACAUUGCAUAUGGCACAUUUGUAUUUGGGAAGGGUAUACUUUUAUUCAAACCAGCCUCUGCUGUAUUUUUCCGUCUUUCUGUCCCCUGUGACACACUGUGAUUUCAAAUGCGUGGAUCCACAAAGCAUGACAGCUCCAGAGACAGAAUCUGGCACAGACAGGAUGUUUGAUGUAACUGUAGGCAGCAGACAGCUCAGUGAGGGCCAUUAGGACACAAAAAUAUAAAUAAGCAGCAAAACAUCCCUUUUGUCAUGAUUCUGUUGAAGUACUGUGAGUAAAGAGUUUUACCUGGGAGAAAAGUCACUGCACAGUCUUGGAUUACUUAAUGUUUUUGUAUAUUUGACAAAAAGUAUCUGGUUGUCAGAUGAGUGUUGGACUGUUUAAAAAUAAUGGACAAUGUGAAUUCAAGUUUUCUUUGUAAAUAUUAAAAUGUAUG